Racocetra persica is the source of this 226-nucleotide messenger RNA. The record is from the annotation of a GenBank genome assembly. NCBI's taxonomy places the organism in Eukaryota, Fungi, Glomeromycota, Glomeromycetes, Diversisporales, Gigasporaceae.
ACGACGUCGUCAAAGAAUAUUACCCACUUUGACACAAUCGCCAAGAACUACGAUUCGACCCGGUGCUUCCUAUGAAUCUGCUAAACGGUUGGAAGAGUCAAGCUUGGAAUUUAGAAACAGAGCUUGGGAUGAACCUAUGUCAAAUAUUUAUAAGUCUUCCCAGUCGAAUACUGGCAGUGGUGCGGAUGGCUCCGAGGUUAAAACGGGAGAUACUCUGAAUAAAUAA